GGUAGGUGAGGUCAGGGCAGGGGCCGCCAUUUUGGGUGGCGGGGCUGGGCUCGGAGCGGGGCAGCGGCCCGCGGGGGUUGCCCCAUGGCCGGGCAGUUCGACUCCGAGGACCGGGCGAGCUGGUACUGGGGGCGGCUGAGCAGGGCUGAGGCCGUGUCACUGCUGCAGGGGCAGCGCCACGGGACCUUCCUGGUGCGCGACUCCGGCACCAUCCCCGGCGACUUCGUGCUCUCGGUGUCCGAGAGCUCCCGGGUCUCGCACUACAUCGUCAACAGCCUGGGGCCGGCGGGAGGCCGGCGGGCCGGCGGAGAGGGCCCCGGGGCCCCGGGGUUGAAUCCCAGCCGAUUUCGGAUAGGUGACCAAGAGUUUGAUUCUUUGCCAUCUUUACUGGAAUUCUACAAAAUACACUAUUUGGACACUACAACCUUGAUAGAACCAGUUUCCCGAUCCAGGCAGAAUAGUGGUGUUAUCCUCAGGCAGGAGGAAGCUGAAUAUGUGCGAGCUCUCUUUGACUUUAAUGGAAAUGAUGAAGAAGAUCUUCCAUUUAAGAAAGGAGACAUACUGAAAAUCCGGGAUAAACCUGAAGAGCAAUGGUGGAAUGCAGAAGACAGCGAAGGGAAGAGGGGAAUGAUACCUGUUCCUUACGUCGAGAAGUAUAGACCUUCCUCUGCUUCACUAUCUGCUCCGAUUGGAGGUAACCAGGAUAGUUCCCACCCACAACCACUGGGUGGGCCGGAGCCAGGGCCCUAUGCCCAGCCCUGCAUCAACGCUCCGCUCCCUAACCUUCAGAAUGGCCCUAUUUAUGCCCGGGUUAUCCAGAAGCGAGUCCCUAAUGCCUACGACAAGACAGCCUUGGCUUUGGAGGUCGGUGAGCUGGUAAAGGUCACAAAGAUUAACGUGAGUGGUCAGUGGGAAGGAGAGUGUAACGGCAGACGUGGCCACUUUCCAUUCACACAUGUCCGCUUGCUGGAUCAACAGAAUCCCGACGAGGACUUCAGCUGAGUGUGGCUCAACAGUUGCGCUUCCAGAUGGGAACAAUCUCAACUCGUUUUUAUUGCAGAUGCCAUCAAGACUAUGUUCCGACAGAUGUUGAAAGCGGUAUCGCUUGUCUAAGCAUUCUGAUAACCUGCAAACCCCUGGGACUGAACACCACCAUUCCUUAAUCAAGGGUCAUGUAAUUCAGGGUACGACAGUAGAUAACUCGUGUGAAGUGGCAGAACUAGUACAUGAUUAUAGGUUGUAAUGCCUGCUUCUGUCCAUGUGCACAGCAGACUGGACCUUGCCAGCAGCAGCAGUUGGAGAAGGCAGUAAUGUAGAUGUUAAGAUAACAUUUAUAGCUCUCUCCGGUCCUAUUGCUUAUGUUGCUUCUUUCUCAGGCAAUGAACAUCAACCUUAGACAAUUCAAUAUAUAGAUAGAAAUGUCACAAAUUUAUCCUGGAGCUUUCUCCAUAUUGUUGUUUUUUUCCAUCCUGAACCCACUGUCCUGGAAAGGCUGUGGAGUACUUUGCGUGGUCAGUUACCUGUGCGCAGUACAGAUCCACGUAGAGCCCAUUGAGGACAGCCUUAUGAUUUAUUGAUGCUCACCAUCUUAAUGGUAAAUGACAGAUCAAAUCAACCUUGGAAUUCUAGAAGUUUAUGGACACUAGAUUGAUUCCUUCAGUACUGUUGAUGCUUCAAACGUAGCAGCUGAUUUUAAAUUAAAUUUUUCUAUUAACACACCAAUAUCUCUUUUUAUCCACAAAUAUAAGGCUUACGGAAGUGUAAAAACAUCCAUAUCAGUGCUGAAACAUACGUGUGUAGCACUUUAAUGCAUAGCUUUAAAGCAGUGUUUGAGUCACUAAAUAUACUAAAACAUUGACACUGCUUUCCAGUAAGAUUGAAUUAUAUAGGGCCAGUUUAAUUUUUCUGGAGUUCUUCAAUAACUCCUCUUGUACAAUACUCUUACAGUACAGAUCAGUGUCAAACAUGGUGAACUGACAAACCAAAUAUUAGUUUUUAUUUUAGAGUUACUCUGGGGACUCUUCUGGUUUAAUUCCCAUCUGUAAAAUAUUUGAUAGUGAAUUCACAAGGAUUUUAUUUUUAAUAAACUAAUGGAAAAUACUUGUGUGCUUCUGGAUUGAUUCUCAAAAGGCAGAAUAGAGUAACUGUGGCUUCCUAGCUCACAAUGAGAAUCAGUGCAUUGAAUAGAUGGUAUUAUGCACUGCUUGGUUUUGGUUUUUAGUCUGCUCUUCUAAUUAUCUGGUUUUCUCUAACAUAAAUCAGAAUGGAUUCAGUAAGUUUUGUAAACUGAAAUGAAACACUGAAGUAACUCCCCCUUGCCUGUACCCUGGAUUGUUUUCCAAGCACAGCACUCUAGUGACCAAACUGAAGCAACCAGAUUUUGUAACUUUGCCUAAAGUGUCAUUCAUACACAACAGUUUUUCUGAAUAGUAGCAAACUGAAAAUGUUCUUUGGGUUGAGAGAAGCCAUGUGCUCAAACAGCUCAUUGGUUGUAAAUGCUGCAAGGGCUGGUUCACUUGGCAAAGGCUAUUGCUGCAAGGCACCAACCCGGACAACAGAAUCCUGGUAACACUUUACCUCAGAACUGUAACAUGCUGGAAAUCAUAAUAUUUCUGUUCUAUUUAAGUACUAGUUGUUUUACUUCAAAACUAAUCCAUCAGCAAGCCUGACUAAUUUUCAGGUAAUGGGCACUCAUUAAUCUGUAGCCUAACACCAGUGUUCAUCGUGCUUUUUCCAUCACCAAUCUCAUUAAGCACUACUGAAGAUUAUGAGAAAACUGACAGUGGUGACAGAACAGUAGCAGAGGAGUGCAGUACUACUAGUCUAGCUCGGGGUGCUCUUCUGGUUAGAGUGAUCUGCCAGUGAUUGUGGGAUCUCUUCUAGCUUAGAACAAGAUUUACUUUGAGGAAGAGAACUGAGAAACUAACGCUAGGUCCCAUAACACAUUGGUUUUGUUAAGGCUAAUUUGUAUUUUUCCUCUCACCUGGAUAUUUACUAGGACUGUUUGUUUUUUCAAUAGCUGCAUUCUAAAUAACGAACUUAAUACCAAGUUUACCAGUUGCCCAUUUAGGCUUAGAUUGCAAAAGAAACAUAAUGAACUGUGUGUUCUUACAGUAACAUGGUUUGUUCUGAAGUAUUUUUUCCAGUUGCAGCUCAUGAAAGCCCAGAUGUUUGAACUUUUCCAAUCACAAUUAUUUUAAGAUACCAAAAGAACAUUUUUUCACCUGGUUUUAUUAUGCAAAUCUUGCCUUUUUAAUAUGAAAGAUGCAAAUUGAAUCAAGUAGCAAAUACCCUGCAAUCUUUGUAGAUGUGGUUUUGUUAAGACUGUAUAAAUGGUGAAUAUUUGUACACUUGGAAAGAGCUAAUAAAAGCAACUAGAGGAGUCUUAAUAGCUGCUGUUGCACUAGAAUCUGAAGUUCUUGUCAAGCAGCUUCUUAGGCAACUGCAGAUACGUUAAUGCAACUGUUUUUCACCAUUCAGUUCUAAGCCAAAAUGUGAUUUUGUUUCAUAGAUGAUAGAAAUGAGUAUGUUUGCUUUUGGACGAGAUAGACAUUUCAGCUUCUCAAAGCUCUUAAAGGCAAAUAGGUAGAACCUAUGUUCAUGAACAUGUAGACGAAAUCCUUUUGUGGCCUUUGUUUAAUCCUCUUCUGUUUGUUCCCUCCCUCCUCCUGGAUGUGUGCAAAAAAGAAUCAUUGCUACGAAUGUUGGUCACAAUCUUUUGUCUCUCCUUGGCUGUGGUUUUGGUCUCUUGUGCAUAGGCAGGUGUUAGAACUAGAAUAAUCAUUUCUAGAAAUACACCGUGAAAGCAGAAUGCUCAAUUACACUGUGUUCUCCUGGUGCAUUUACACAUUAUAUCACACUAAAAAGUACAACUGGCUGCUAUGGUUUUUUUAAUCUCUUUCAUUUUGGUAAACCCCAGCCUUUUUACUAAUAUUUGCCCUGGUUAAAUCUUGUUAAUCUGUUUGAAUUGUAUUUGUUAAUAAUGCAAAUAUUUCUAAUCAUCUUAAGAGUAAAACACUUCAUUUUUUUGUGUUAAUGGUUUUGGAGAAGGAUUCUAACCAAACCAGUUUGAAGACAAAUAUGAACAUGUGCCAUUGUAUUAUAACACUAUCCACUUUCUUGACAGUUAAAGUCUUUUUUUUAUUUUUUUGUAGCAUGUAAUGUAUAUGUUCAUAGUACGUGAAGUAAAUAAAAGUAUAGCCAAAACUUUGA
Melopsittacus undulatus (budgerigar) is the source of this 4212-nucleotide messenger RNA. RefSeq names its product CRK proto-oncogene, adaptor protein (gene CRK). Gene Ontology annotation, molecular function: signaling adaptor activity; receptor tyrosine kinase binding. NCBI's taxonomy places the organism in Eukaryota, Metazoa, Chordata, Aves, Psittaciformes, Psittaculidae. The transcript has 3 exons. Gene Ontology annotation, biological process: cell migration; signal transduction. Bases 85 to 1002 code for a protein of 305 amino acids. The record is from RefSeq and is a predicted model, not a curated record.